AUGAGCGCAGACUGUGUGGGCAACUCCACUUGCCCUGCCAACAGAACUGAGGAAGACCCGCCUGUGGGAAUGGAGGGACACGGGAACCUGAAGCUUGUUUUCACAGUGCUGUCGGCUGUGAUGGUGGGUCUGGUCAUGUUCUCUUUUGGAUGUUCGGUGGAGAGUCAGAAGCUCUGGUUGCACCUCAGAAGACCCUGGGGCAUCGCAGUGGGCCUGCUUUGCCAGUUUGGGCUUAUGCCUCUGACAGCUUAUCUGUUAGCCAUUGGCUUUGGUCUGAAACCAUUCCAAGCCAUUGCUGUCCUCAUCAUGGGAAGCUGUCCUGGGGGCACCAUCUCCAAUGUUCUCACCUUCUGGGUUGAUGGAGAUAUGGAUCUCAGCAUCAGUAUGACAACCUGUUCCACAUUGGCUGCCCUGGGAAUGAUGCCCCUCUGCCUCUACGUCUACACCAGGUCCUGGACUCUUACACAGAACCUCUCCAUUCCGUAUCAGAGCAUAGGAAUUACCCUUGUGUCCAUGGUUGUUCCUGUGGCCUCUGGCAUCUAUGUGAAUUAUAGAUGGCCAAAGCAAGCAACAGUCAUUCUCAAGGUCGGGGCCGCAGUUGGUGGUAUGCUCCUCCUGGUGGUGGCAGUUACUGGCAUGGUCCUGGCAAAGGGCUGGAACACAGAUGUCACUCUUCUGGUCAUCAGCUGUAUUUUUCCCCUGGUUGGUCAUGUCACGGGCUUCCUGUUGGCCUUCCUCACCCACCAGUCUUGGCAAAGGUGUAGGACGAUUUCCAUAGAGACGGGAGCUCAGAAUAUCCAACUGUGCAUCGCCAUGCUGCAGCUGUCCUUCUCUGCCAAGUACCUGGUCCAGCUGUUAAACUUCGCCUUGGCCUACGGACUCUUCCAAGUGCUGCAUGGGCUGCUCAUUGUAGCGGCAUAUCAGGCAUACAAGAGGAGACAGAAGAGCAAACAUAGGAGGCAGCACCCAGAUUGCCCAGACAUCUUCUACGAGAAGCAGCCCAGAGAGACGAGUGCUUUCUUGGAUAAAGGGGACGGGGCUGCCGUAACUCUGGGGCCAUUGCAGCCAGAGCAGCACCACAGGGCUGCUGAGCUGACCAGCCACAUUCCUUCAUGUGAAUAGUGGGAGACACAGACCAGCUUGGCCCUCCAUCUUCCUCUGUGGCCAGUGAAGACCAUGUGUGAUUGGCAGUAAGCAGCAGGCAUCUCCCCGAAAAGCUGUGGAAUGUAACUCGAGAGAGAACACCAUGUAGAGGAGACAUCACUCAUACUGCAGGACGGAGCGUCCACAAGCUUCUUGACUUUAGGCAGGUGCUCUGGAGGACUAGCAGAGACACUAAGAGAAGCUUAGCUUCAGUGAUGUGAUUCUUAUUCUUAAAGGAAUCAGACAUCGUUUAAUUAUUAUUAUGAUUAUGUGUGUAACACAAGCAGGCUAGCUCUGUCUCUUGAGAAGGACAGGUGCCCAGAAUCUCCAAACCGUAGAUACACAGGCUCGCCCCAGUCUCCAAAACAACAGAGACACAUGUGCAUCCGUUCACAUAUUCUGAGCACCAAAUCACCAGAAAAGCCUGUAGCUUGUUUCCUGGUGUUUUGAUAGUCGAUCAAUGAUUAGCUCAAACAUCUUUGUACAUCUGUGUUACCUACCUCAUUCUUUAGAACAGUGGCUGCAUCCAAGUGUUGUAUAAUAUAGGACUAUAAUUUAUUGAAGGAAUCUUUAUUAGUAUUUAGAUACCUUCCAGCACAAGGCUGCUGGGAACCCCUGGCCCUCACCCCACGUCCCCAUAGGCUCCUUCCUGCAGCUCCAGUGGACAGGCCCACAGCUCCUCAAAGUUCUGGAUAGACUGUUCCGUCUCAGAAGGGCUUUGUCGUUCACUCUCACCAGUCCUAAGAAAUGAUUUCUCAUCUCUUUGACUUGUGAAAACAUCUCAUUAAAAUUAUGAUCUCAGGGGCUCAGA
Molecule: messenger RNA, 1954 nt
Organism: Grammomys surdaster
Lineage: Eukaryota; Metazoa; Chordata; Mammalia; Rodentia; Muridae
Gene: Slc10a6
Product: solute carrier family 10 member 6
Exons: 6
Coding region: 1-1122 (373 amino acids)
Biological process (GO): bile acid and bile salt transport
Cellular component (GO): membrane
Molecular function (GO): bile acid:sodium symporter activity
Source: RefSeq, a predicted model, not a curated record